Messenger RNA from Arachis ipaensis, 963 nucleotides. The record is from RefSeq and is a predicted model, not a curated record. Lineage: Eukaryota; Viridiplantae; Streptophyta; Magnoliopsida; Fabales; Fabaceae.
UACAAGAAGGUUCUUGAACUAUAUCUUGAAAACUUUGUAAGGAAGCAUCACCCCCUCACCUGAUGUUUUUCAUUUAUCAUGAUUUUUCUUUUGCUUUGAUCAUGUGACUAAGUUUGAUAAAAUUAGCUUCUAUAUGAAUUUAAUUGUUCUUGUUCUAAAGGCUUUGCGGGCUAUAAGAAAUAAGCACGAUGAGUAUAUGUUGAAGGAGCUUGCCCAAAGAUGGUCAAACCAUAAGGUCAUGGUCAGGCAGCUUUCUCUGUUCUUCUCUUAUCUCCAUCGAUGCUACAUCACGAAAUGCAAUCUCCCUGGAUUCAAUGAAGUUGGGAUAUCUUGUUUCCGGGAUGGGGUCAGUGUCGAUGUCUUCAUGACUUAUUUGACACUGAUAAUGUCUUCAUAACAUUGUUUGAUUUAUUGACAUGCUCAUUUUUAUUAAUUAUAGGUUUAUAUGAUGGUAAAAGCUGAUGCUAGGGAAGCAGUGAUCACACUUAUUAACAAAGAACGAGAGGGUGGACAGAUUGACAGAUCCCUAUUGAAAAACAUUGUAGAUAUAUUUGUUGAGGUUGGUCUCGGGAAGUUGGAUCAUUACGAGCAGGAUUUUGAGAUACAAAUGCUAGAUGAUACAGCCAAUUACUACAAAAGCAAGGGCACAAUAUGGAUUGAGGUUGACUCCUUUCAAGAAUAUCUGUCGAAGGCAAGUGUAUCAAGAAUUUGCCUCUAGAUUUUGUGUUCUAUUGGUUGACCAGCUCUAAUAGUGUGUGUGUAGGCUCUGGAAUGCUUCAGAAAGGAGAACAAUAGAGUAUCUCAUUAUUUGCACUCUAGCACUUGGCAAAAAUUGAGAAAGGUCGUCUUUUGACUUAUUCUUGAUUACAUGGAUUUACCUGAUGUUAACUGUUAUAUCUUUUGGUUCAUCAACUGCAUCUAGAAUCACAUACUGCAUGAUAAUGAUGUAAAACUAGGGUACUG